This is a messenger RNA of Lactuca sativa (garden lettuce), 333 nucleotides long. NCBI's taxonomy places the organism in Eukaryota, Viridiplantae, Streptophyta, Magnoliopsida, Asterales, Asteraceae. The record is from RefSeq and is a predicted model, not a curated record.
AUGGCAAAAGCUAUACCGAAAAAAGGUUCACGUGGACGUAUUGGUUCACGUAAGAGUACACGUAAAAUACCAAAGGGGGUUAUUCAUAUUCAAGCAAGUUUCAAUAAUACCAUUGUGACUGUUACAGAUGUACGGGGGCGAGUGGUUUCUUGGUCCUCUGCCGGUACUUCUGGCUUCCGAGUAUCUACUCGGACACUACAGUGGAAGUGUGUUGAAUCAGCAGCAGACAGUAAGCGUCUUCUUUAUGGGCGCUUUAUUCUGUCUCCGCUUAUGAAAGGUCAAGCAGACACAAUAGGCAUUUCUAUGCGAAGAGCUUUGCUUGGAGAAAUCUAA